GAUAUUGAAAAUUUACGUCAACACUUAGAAUGUGCACAAAACGUAAGGCUAGCCUAGAUCCAUUGGAUUUAUAGAUGAGUGUAUUUCCUUCUUCUUUCUUCCAGGAACUUUCGUGUAGUAUAUCUAUGUGCAACUUAUACAGAUUUUUCUCAAUUCCUUGGUGCCCUAAAACUACCUGGAACUGGUAAAAGCCAACUGUAAUGGACAUGUCACUGCACAUCUAUGUCAAUCAAAAAUGGUAAAAGUCGACAAGAAAAUGAAACCCACUGAAACAAUCUCUGCUUUCUUGCUUAAUUUGAUGUUUUUGGACUUUCUCUAUAUUAGGUGGAUAUAUCCCCACUGAAACAAUGCAUACAAUCCACAUCCCUAGAAAAGCAAAAGCGAUAAUAACAACCACAUUUAGUAGUAGUAAUCCACAUCUCAAGAAGAUUCAUGACUGCAAACGUAAGUGCUCACGUAUGUGCCUCUAAACAUGUAUUGCAUGUAUUUACCCUCUUUCCAUUUCUUCAUUCCCAUUCUUCUUCUCACCAUGACUAGCACCACCAGUAUCACCGCCAUUUCCUCCGCCGCACCAGGAAAACAAAGAGCAGGAGGAGCACAUAUCCUCAUGUUCCCGUUUCCAGCGCAAGGUCAUAUGUUACCUCUCCUCGACCUGGUACACCAAUUUGCUCUCCGCGCAACCGCCACCACCACUUUUACGGUUCUAGUGACUCCGAAAAACUUACCCAUACUAAAUCCAAUUCUAACCCAACACCCAUCCAUUGUUAAAACGUUAGUACUACCGUUCCCAACACCUGAAAACAGUCCUAUACCACCAGGUGUAGAAAAUGUCAAAAAUCUACCCCCUUCUUAUUUCCUUCCCAUGAUUACAACCAUGAGCAAACUUUAUGAUCCACUCCUAAACUGGUUCAAGUCUCAUCCUUGUCCUCCAACUUACAUCAUUUCUGAUUUCUUUCUCGGUUGGACACAAGACCUUGCUUCUCAAAUCGGAAUCCGGCGAAUUGUGUUUUCUCCUUCCGGAGCUCUAACUCUAUCCAUCUCUUCUUGUUUAUGGCGAGAUUUACGUACCCCGACGGACGAUAGCAGCGACAAAGAAAACGCGUUGAUUCCGUUUCCGGAAGUACCUGGUUUUCCGAAAUACCCCUGGUGGCAACUCUCUCCUCUUUACCAUGCUUAUGUCCAAGGUAAGAAAAAUGGAGGUAAUAGUAAUUCUGAUGAUUUGGAGCAACUCAGAAAGUAUUUUCUUGCAAAUGUAGAGAGUUGGGGUAUGAUUUUCAACUCCUUUCAUGAAUUGGAAGGCAUUUACUUGGACCACAUGAAGCGGGCCUAUUUUGGAGGAGACAAACGUGUCUGGGCUGUGGGCCCGCUAUCACAAUCUGGGCCAACUGAGAGAGGUGGGACCAACUCUGAGCAAUCCAGUGAUAUUAUUCCUUGGCUAGAUACGUGUGAUGAUCACAGUGUGGUGUAUAUUUGUUUCGGAAGUCAAGUUGUACUGAAUAAUAAUCAGAUGGAAGCAGUGGCCGUCGGAUUGGAAAAGAGUGGGGUUAGGUUCUUAUGGUGCGUCAAGGAGCCAACUGUUGGACACGUGUCAGGUGAAUACGGGAUGGUACCAUCAGGGUUUGAAGAUCGAACGGCUGGUAGAGGAUUAGUAGUGAGAGGAUGGGCUCCACAAGUGUUGAUAUUGAAACACCAGGCUGUUGGAUCGUUCUUGACUCACUGUGGUUGGAACUCGGUAUUGGAAUCAAUCGGCACCGGUGUACCGAUUCUCGCUUGGCCGAUGGGUGCCGAUCAAUUCUUCAACGCGGCAUUGUUGGUGGAACAGAUGAAGGUUGCUGUUCGGGUUUGUGAAGGUGAGAAAGCGAUUCCAAAUGAAGAUGGGUUGGCUCAAUGUAUGGCCGAAUCAGUAGCAACAAGUAGUACUAGUAAGAGCGAAAUGAGAAUGAAGGCCAAGGAACUAAAACAAGCCGCUACAGAUGCAGUUAACGGUAAUGGAAACGGCCGUGGGAGUUCUUUCAAAGACCUGGAUGAUUUGGUGCAUCAUCUUCUCUCCAACUAGGACUAAUUAACAAUGUCUCUUCCUGUAUACACACAUUUGAUGGUGCUAUUCAUAUAAAUAACACAAAAGAUAGGCAAAUUUUGGAGAGUUUGUUCAUCCGAAAUGAUAAAUGUAACAGAGGAAAUCAAUCCAACUAAUGGAGUAUUUACCUCAGAUCCCGCCCUGUAUCCAUUUGCGAGCAACUGCACCCAUUGCCAGUGCUGACUUUAUUCAUGCGCUUAGAUACAGUAAUUCCUUUGGUUGGAAAGUCUAUAGUUCCUUUCUUAAAAGUUUGAAGUUAUCUUC
Papaver somniferum (opium poppy) is the source of this 2341-nucleotide messenger RNA. RefSeq names its product UDP-glycosyltransferase 89B2-like. The transcript has a single exon. Gene Ontology annotation, molecular function: UDP-glycosyltransferase activity. The record is from RefSeq and is a predicted model, not a curated record. NCBI's taxonomy places the organism in Eukaryota, Viridiplantae, Streptophyta, Magnoliopsida, Ranunculales, Papaveraceae. Bases 473 to 2056 code for a protein of 527 amino acids.